Molecule: messenger RNA, 2518 nt
Organism: Lindgomyces ingoldianus
Lineage: Eukaryota; Fungi; Ascomycota; Dothideomycetes; Pleosporales; Lindgomycetaceae
Product: TRP-domain-containing protein
Exons: 3
Coding region: 100-2346 (748 amino acids)
Biological process (GO): transmembrane transport; fungal-type cell wall biogenesis
Source: RefSeq, a predicted model, not a curated record
UUGCGUACUCCCCGACAGAGUACUCACCCACGCUGCUCCUGAGGGGCCGCCCGCCUUCAUCCCUCCCCGACUUUUAAUAUCUACGAACAAUUACCCAACAUGCUAUCCUCGUUCGUCAGGUGGUCUAUCCUCCUCGCGACCGCCGCCCUUCCCUUCUCCUCCGCCGAACGUAUAAUAGAGUCGAAGUCGCUCAACCCGUGCCAGGCGAACUCGAGCUUCUCGGCCACCCUCUUCAAUGUCGUAUUCACACCCAGCAACCGCAGCUUGGCCUUCAACAUCGAGGGCGUGUCGUCCAUCUCUGGAAAGGUUAAUGCGGAGCUCGAGCUGCUCGUCUACGGCUUCUCAGCGCUGAAGCAGAAUCUGAACCCGUGCGAGAAUGUUGAUCUCAAGCAGGGCAUGUGCCCCAUGAACGCUGUCAACAUCCAGAUCAGGUCGAACAUUGCCAUCGGCCCCGACGUCAUGAGUAGAAUCCCAGGAAUCGCCUAUACCAUUCCCGACCUCGACGCCAAAAUCCGCAUCAAGAUCAAUGAUUCCGAUACGCAGCAACCGCUUGCUUGCGUCGAAGCCGAGCUGUCUAACGGUCAUUCUGUCGACCAAAAGGCUGUGGCCUGGUCGACAGCUGUCAUUGCAGGCCUUGGCCUGGUAGCAUCUGCCAUUACUUCCGGUUUGGGACACUCGAACACGGCCGCACACGUCGCGGCCAAUGCCAUGUCGCUUUUUGGAUACUUCCAGGCUCAGGCUUUCAUCGGCAUGUGCGCUGUCCCUCUCCCUCCCGUCGUUUCCGCGUGGACGCAGAACUUCCAAUGGAGCAUGGGCAUCAUUCGUGUCGGUUUCCUGCAAAAGAUGGCAACUUGGUACCAGCGCGCGACUGGCGGAACUCCAACGACAUAUCUCUCGCAACUCUCCACCGUCUCGGUCGAAGUGCAGAAGGUCAAGCGAGCCUUAAACAUUGCGACCCGUUCCCUUGGACGCCUCGUUGGGCGAACCAACAGUGGGGUUACGAAAGCUCAGAACCAGAGCCGCAUCGUUCUCAAAGGCAUCCAGCGUGUCGGUUUCAAAGCCCAUAUUGAGACAACCAACAUAUUCUUUACUGGCUACAGCCUUUUCAUCGUAUUUGUUAUUGUGGUCGCUCUCGGCGUCAUCAUCUUCAAGUUUAUCUGCGAAGGUCUCGUUAAAGCCGGCAAGAUGAAGAGCGACAAGUUCCUCGACUUCCGAAACGGCUGGCAAACGGUACUCAAGGGAAUCAUGUUCCGCGUCAUUCUCAUCGGUUUCCCGCAGAUGGUCGUACUCUGCUUCUGGGAACUGACGCAGCGCGACUCGGCCGGCGAGGUCAUUUUGGCUAUCUUCACGUUGGUCACGAUGAUUUGCAUUCUUGGGUGGGCCACGUCCAAGGUCGUGCGGAUCGCUCAACGCUCCAUUACGAUGCACAAGAACCCCGCGUAUAUCUUGUACUCCGACCCUGCGUCACUCAACAAGUGGGGCUUCCUCUACGUGCAAUUCAAGGCCGCCGCGUACUACUUCAUUGCCCCAGUCCUCGGCUACAUAAUGAUCAAGGGCAUGUUCGUUGGUCUGGCUCAAGGAAGUGGUACCGCCCAAGCGAUUGCUCUUGUCUUGAUCGAGGCCGGCCUCUUGAUUGGUGUGUCAGUGAUGCGGCCUUAUAUGGACAAGAAGACGAACGGUUUCAACAUCGCCAUUGCCGCCGUCAACUUCCUUAGUGCCAUCUUCCUGCUUGUAUUCACUGACGUCUUCAACCAACCUGGUAUCGUAACGGGUGUUAUGGGCGUGAUCUUCUUCAUUUACAACGCUGCCUUUGCUCUCGUCCUUCUGCUCAUGGUCCUCAUCUCCUCCGGCUUUGCACUGUUCACCAAGAACCCCGAUACUCGUUAUCAACCCAUGCGCGAUGAUCGGGGGUCGUUCAUCAAGUCCCAGACCCAACUAACGACCGAACUCGAUGCUCUGGGUGCUACUGCUCGCGGCGAGGGUAAGGGAACUCACCCAUACAACAAGCCUCGAACCGGUAUUGAUGACGAUGAUGACUCCUUCUCAUCAAACUCGCACGAACGACAACUAGCUGCAAAGGAGGGUAGCUUCGCGGAGCACUACCAACCCAACCCCCCACGGAGCCCCGUUGAUCCGACAAUGCCCCUCUAUCCGGGACAGGGACAAACACCAACACCCGGGGCCCCACCACCAUCAUACUACGGCCGGAAUAGCCCGGCGUCAAGCGGUGGUGGCUUCGCCCCGCCUGCGCAAUAUGGACGUGCCGGUAGCCUAAGAAGCGAGCAAAAUUAUCGAUCAGCAAACAACUCGAGUCCCUGGCAACGUGGAGCAGGGUACGACCAUUGACGCCAGGAGCAGGAAAACAUCAUCGACAUGUAUGAUCGUCAAUCGGAGAAGUUUUGAGUCUCUGAUUUCUAAUGGAAUUGCGUUUUGUGCAUAAGCAACCAGUACACUAAUUCCACAAUGAUCUCCCUUUGCAUGGAAUGUCUGGGACAUGAAAGGUGGCGUUCUUCAGAUU